AGCAGGACGGACCGGGUCCGGAACCAGCCGCACCCGGGUCCUCUGAUCCAGAACCAGGACCGGGACUCAACGGGGUCGAGCCGCGCGUGCACUGCCGGUUUUACGCGUCCGUGCGCGGAUUCUCCGGGUUCGGAUCUCCACCAGAGACCUGAGGACUCUGGACACGCGCUGAUCCAAGGACACGCGCUCACACACAGUCUGACUGAGGAGGGAUGAUUGAUUGAUUGAUUGAUUGAUUGAUUGAUUGAUUGAUUGAUUGGCCUGUCAUGUGUCAGUGAUGAUGGAGCCUCAGCUGGUGAUGAUGAUGGUGGUGGUGAUGAUGAUGAUGAUGAUGGAGGUGGGCGGAGCUUCUCUCAGGCCGCAGUCUGUCAGCAGCAGCGUGAUGGAGACGUUCAGAGGAGCGAGAAACAGACGUUACGCCAUCAACCCUGUGGGACACAAGUGGACUCACCACAACCUUACAUACAGAGUCAUAAAGUUUCCCAACACUCUGAACGUUGAGGACACGAGGAAGGCAAUCAGCAUCGCGUUCACCAAAUGGAGCGAUGUGUCUCCACUGACCUUCAUCGAGGUCACCGACAGCAAUGCCACUGCUGACAUCACCAUCGGUUUCUACACCUUUAAUCACACAGACUGCUGGUGGUCUCCUCUCCACCCGUGUUUCGACGGUCUGAAUGGCGAGCUGGCUCACGCCUUCCUGCCGCCACGUGGAGAAAUCCACUUCGACAACCACGAGUUCUGGAUCCUCGGCAAGUCCAGGUUCAGCUGGAAGCAAGGUGUGUGGCUGAAUGACCUGGUGCAGGUGGCGGCUCAUGAGAUAGGUCACGCCCUCGGACUGUGGCACUCCAGAGACCCGAAGGCUCUGAUGCAUCCGAACGCCACGUACACGGGUCAGAGGAACAUCGCCCAGGAUGACGUAUGGGGCAUCCAGAGACUCUACGGCUGUGUGGAUAAGAAGAGAGUGUGUGACCCGUGGGCUCGUCUGGGUUUCUGCGAGCGCAGGAAGACGUUCAUGAAGAAGAACUGUCCUCAGCGAUGCGACCUCUGCUACGAGCCGCUAGAGGCCGCCGCCACGCCGACACCACCGCCCGCCAACCUCAAGAUCAAGCUGGUCCCCCGAGGGAAGGUGGUCGGCUUCCGCUGCGGGACCAAGAACCUGAGGACGCCCCCCAAAGUCAGCUGGUAUAAGGACGGGGAGCAGAUCCUGUCCUCUGUCCCCGGCUACAUCGUGAUGAAGGACAGAGACCUUCGUAUCGUGGCCAACGAAUUUAACGAGGGCGUCUACACCUGCCGCGUCCUCCGCCGCGGGGAUAUUGUGUCCGCCAACUCCUGGGCCAUCCGGCUGAAGCCAGAGCAGCCGUCCAACAGCUAAGGACAACGAGGGGACGGAGGGACAGAGGACACAAACCAGGACGAAGUGAUGAAGUUUGGACAUCAGGUGUUCUAAGAGGACAUUGACCUCAUAUUCUCUAGUUAUUUCCUGCUGUAGUUGUUCAAUAAUGAACCAGUGAGUCUGACAGAUGGAUCAGACUGACCAAUAGAACGUAUCUGACAUCUGUAGGUCCCGCCCACCAGAUUCAGAUCAACAGAAAAAAUUUUGAUCCACUAUAAAAGAUUUUGAUCCAUUAUAAAACAUUUUGAUCCAUUAUAAAUCAUUUCGAUCCUCUAUAAAACAUUUUGAUCAGCUAUAAACAUUUCGAUCCAUUAUAAAACAUUUUGAUCCACUUUAAAACAUUUUGAUCCACUUUAAACAU
Centropristis striata (black sea bass) is the source of this 1754-nucleotide messenger RNA. It is a transcript of the gene mmp23bb, whose product is annotated as matrix metallopeptidase 23bb. Gene Ontology annotation, cellular component: extracellular matrix. The record is from RefSeq and is a predicted model, not a curated record. Bases 278 to 1372 code for a protein of 364 amino acids. Gene Ontology annotation, molecular function: zinc ion binding; metalloendopeptidase activity. Lineage: Eukaryota; Metazoa; Chordata; Actinopteri; Perciformes; Serranidae. Gene Ontology annotation, biological process: proteolysis; extracellular matrix organization; collagen catabolic process. The transcript is spliced from 8 exons.